CGCAAAUUUGAAAUGACAGUUUAUGUGCACCGUAGAUCGUGUAUAAAAAUAGAUAUAUAUAAAACUCAGAGAUUGGAAACAUUGAACAAUGGCGUCUGAGAUAACACCGAUGAAGAGGGAGGAUAAUGUGGAGCGAGACGGGGACAUAGGGACAUGCGGCUACCUCCUGUGGGGCCUGUCUUCAUUCAUUCUGGUCAUCUUCUUCCCGUUCUCCCUGUGUUAUGCCAUUAGGGUAGUUCAGGAAUACGAGAGAGCCAUCCUGUUCCGUUUGGGGAGAGUCGUUCAAGGCGGACCAAAAGGACCAGGUUUGUUCUUCAUUUGGCCAUUUAUUGACACCAUGGAAAAAGUUGAUUUACGAACAGUUUCUUUUGACGUCCCACCUCAAGAGAUUCUGACCAAGGACUCGGUGACCGUUGCCGUUGACGCUGUUGUGUACUUCCGGAUUUUCGAUCCUGUGAUGUCAAUUUGUAAUGUCCACAACGCCCAGAGAUCCACCCAACUGUUGGCUGCCACUACCCUGAGGAAUGUCCUCGGUACCAGAGCCAUGUCUGAAGUGCUCUCUGAUCGAGAGAACAUUUCACAAGAGAUGCAGCGUAUCUUGGAUGAGUCCACGGACCCCUGGGGAAUGAAAGUGGAAAGAGUGGAGGUGAAGGAUGUAAAAUUGCCUGUCCAGUUACAGAGAGCUAUGGCGGCAGAAGCGGAAGCUGGCCGAGAGGCCAGAGCAAAGGUGAUUGCAGCAGAAGGAGAACAAAAAGCGUCACGUGCUUUGAAGGAGGCUGCAGACGUCCUCUCUGAGUCACCUGCCGCUCUGCAACUUCGGUAUCUUCAAACUCUCCAGACAGUGUCAUCUGAGAAAAAUUCGACCAUUAUCUUCCCAUUGCCCAUUGAUAUAUUGUCAUCCUUUUUGAAAAAAUAAUUGUCCUUAUUGCAGGCUAUUGAAGGGGGAAAAUCAAAUUAUCACAAAGUUGUGACGUUAUACAUAUAACCUGCAACACCGGUAUUUCAUAUUUAUUGUACUCAUUGAAUAUACUGUGUAUUGAAUAUUUUCAGAAAGUUAUCUUAUGUAUUUAACAUGUUAUUAUUAUGUUCAUGUUCAUUAUCUCAGGGAGGCAAGCACUUGAUUUUUAGCUAACCUGAGCUGAAAGCUCAAGUGAGCUUUUCUGAUCAUCUGUUGUCCGUCUGUCUAUAAACUUUCACAUUUUUUACUUCUUCUUCAAAACCACUAGGCCAAUUUCAACCAAACUUAGCAAAAAUCUUCCUUGGGGGAAGGGGAUACAAGUUUGUUCAAUAAAAGACAAAAAGCCCUUCUCCAAGGGGAGAUAAUAGCGAAAAUACACUUAAAUUUUUAAAAAAUCUUCUCCAGAAAAAGUGGACCAAAUUCAACCAAACUCUGCGCAAAGCAUGCCUAGGUGAAGAAAAUUUAAGUUUGUUCAAAUAAAGGGCCAUGCUCCAUUCAGAGGGGAGAUAAUCACGAAAGUGCAAAAAUAGGGUGGGGUCAUUUAGAAAUCUUUUUCUCAAGAACCACUGGGCCAGAAAAGUUGAAAUUUACAUGAAAGCUUCCUGACAUAGUGCAAAUUCAAGUUUGUUCCAAUCAUGACCCCCGGGGGUAGGGUAUGUCAACAAUAGGGGAUCAAUUUUUACAUGCAAAUAUAUAGGGAAAAUCUUUUUCUCAAGAACCAUUGGGCCAGAAAAACUUUCUGACAUAGUGCAGAUUCAAGUUUGUUAAAAUCAUGGUCCCUAGGGAUAUGAUAGGGCCAUAAUGAUGGGAUCAAAGUUUUAUAUGCUGAUAUAUAUCGGAAAUAUCUUUAAAAAUAUCUCUUGAACUAUUUAAGCUAGGGCUUUCAUAUUUUGUAUAUAGAUUCUUUAUGGCAAUACCUUGUUAUACUAUGGUGUUUACCUUGAACAACGGCAAGGCCAGGGUGAGCGGUGUGGCCUAUGGGCCUCUAAUUUUCGUUUUAAGUACAAUGCUCAUUUUCUAUGUUCAAAUUUUCGUAGUAAACUAGAUAAUUUAAAAAAAAAAUGUUUAUUGUAUUAUUCUUUCCUUUCGUUCUAGUGUUAGUGUUCAUGUGUCGUGUAUUCAUGAUGAUUUGUCUUAUAUUGUAUGUGCUGUAAUGUUUACCUGUCUGUGUAUUAUAAAUUUCCUACCGCUCUAGGAAAAAUAAAUAUAUUCUGAAUAAUCAA
Messenger RNA from Ostrea edulis (European flat oyster), 2181 nucleotides. Its product is annotated as band 7 protein AGAP004871-like. The coding region runs from base 89 to 916 and encodes 275 amino acids. The record is from RefSeq and is a predicted model, not a curated record. The transcript has 8 exons. Gene Ontology annotation, cellular component: plasma membrane. Lineage: Eukaryota; Metazoa; Mollusca; Bivalvia; Ostreida; Ostreidae.